This is a messenger RNA of Nelumbo nucifera (sacred lotus), 1215 nucleotides long. RefSeq names its product fasciclin-like arabinogalactan protein 11. Gene Ontology annotation, cellular component: plasma membrane. The record is from RefSeq and is a predicted model, not a curated record. NCBI's taxonomy places the organism in Eukaryota, Viridiplantae, Streptophyta, Magnoliopsida, Proteales, Nelumbonaceae. Gene Ontology annotation, biological process: plant-type secondary cell wall biogenesis.
CUUCCUUCCACCACCUUCAACAAUUUCCAAGUCUUCUUUAUCAAUUCUUUUUCACCUUCAUUUUCUAGCUAAAUUAGCAACCAAUAGAGCCCAAUUCCAAUAGUAAAAAAGUGAGCAGAGAAAGAUGGUGAAGCUGCUUCUCUUACAUUCUUUCCUGGUACUGAUUACCCUGCUAAAGUGCACCACAACCUUAGCUCAGGCCCCGGCGCCAGGACCCUCUGGUCCGACCAACAUUACAGCCAUCCUCGAAAAGGCAGGGCAGUUUACUACGCUCAUCCGACUGCUAAAGAGUACCCAAAUGGCGGACCAGAUCAACCAACAGCUCAACAAUUCCAACCAGGGUAUCACUCUAUUUGCACCCACUGAUAAUGCCUUUUCUAAUCUCAAGUCGGGUACCCUCAACUCCCUCACAGAUCAGCAGAAGGUCCAGUUGGUGCAAUUCCAUGUCCUCCCUUCUUUCAUCUCCGUCUCGCAGUUCCAAACAGUGAGUAACCCACUACGAACCCAGGCAGGAAAUAGUAACAAUGGCCAGUUUCCUCUCAAUGUCACCACCACCGGCAAUCAGGUUAACAUAACCACCGGAGUUGUCAAUACGACCGUCGCCAACACCAUCUACACCGAUAACCAGCUGGCUGUCUAUCAGGUGGACCAGGUUCUCCUUCCCUUACAGCUGUUUGGCCCACCCUCGCCGGCUCCUGCACCUUCCAAGUCAAAGAAGGAAUCACCUCCAUCUUCCUCCGACGCCCCUACAGCCUCUUCCGAUGAUGCUCCAGUUGAUUCUUCUGGUGCAGUGGUUCUCACCCGGCAUUUGAUCGUCUCAUUUAUUGUUGCAGUAUUUGCAGCAUUUUCUUUGUGACCGCGAAUUCAUGAUGGUGGAAAGGUAAUGCACCAGGUGCUGGUAUGAUUGAUUAAAUUGCAUCAACUUGAUGAUGCUGCUGCUGAUGAUGAUGGUGAUGACAGGUGAGGUCUUGUGUACUAGUUCUGGUGUGAUCUCAUUGAAUUGAAUCCAUCGACUAUGAUCGAUAUGGUGAGAGUUUUGAAUAAUUUGUCACCCUUCUGGUUUCUUAUUUCUCUUAUCCCUUUUGUAUUUACCAUGGAAUGUUUGUUUGUGAUGAGGCCUUCUAUUUUUUUUUAAUUUCCUAAGAAUUUUUGUUAGAAGUUUUGUGCUGCAUUUGAAAAUUUUGCAUUAUUAUUUGUAUCAUCAUCAGGGUAAAA